This is a messenger RNA of Belonocnema kinseyi, 342 nucleotides long. RefSeq names its product ribonuclease H1-like. The coding region runs from base 1 to 342 and encodes 113 amino acids. The record is from RefSeq and is a predicted model, not a curated record. Gene Ontology annotation, biological process: DNA replication, removal of RNA primer. NCBI's taxonomy places the organism in Eukaryota, Metazoa, Arthropoda, Insecta, Hymenoptera, Cynipidae. Gene Ontology annotation, molecular function: nucleic acid binding; RNA-DNA hybrid ribonuclease activity. The transcript has a single exon.
AUGCCUGCGGAAGAUCACCCAGCUCAAAGAGCACCCGCGACACUACUCAACCUAAGGUUUCCAAGUUUAUGCGAUGAAACCACCGAUGUAUAUGUAGACGGAGCGUGCACCUACAACAAAAGAGGAGAACCAGAAGGCGGGAUAGGCGUAUGGUUCGGCCACGAUCAUCCGUGGAAUAUAUCUCAACCCGCCACAGGGAGACAAACGAACAACGCCGCAGAAAUCCAAGUCGCCGCAAUAGCUGCAGGAAAAGCAAGUGAAAAUGAUAUUAGCAAACUACGAAUAAACUUGGACUCAAAGUUCCUUAUCGACAGUUAUAAUAAAUGGAUCCCACACUGGUAA